Molecule: messenger RNA, 2696 nt
Organism: Notothenia coriiceps (black rockcod)
Lineage: Eukaryota; Metazoa; Chordata; Actinopteri; Perciformes; Nototheniidae
Product: stonustoxin subunit beta-like
Molecular function (GO): protein binding
Source: RefSeq, a predicted model, not a curated record
AUGGGUCCCAGAUUGUGGAAUGAUAAAACACUAGAAGAAAAAACAACUGAUACCCCUCAGCACAGCAGUUAUUUUGAAAUGUCUGCAUCUGACUCAAUUGAAUCCAAGUCCUCUCUGAUGGACAUUGAAGCGUCUCUGAAGGCCAGUUUUCUGAGUGGACUGAUAGAAGUUGGAGGAUCUGCCAAGUAUCUGAAUGAUGACAAGGAAUUCCAGAAUCAGAGCAGAGUGACCUGUCAGUACAAAGCUACCACCAACUUCAAGCAGUUGUUAAUUGAUCAUGUGACCCUGGACACCGAAUAGAUGGAGGUUAUUCAGAAGGGCUUGGCCACACAUGUAGUCACAGGCAUCCUGUAUGGGGCAGAUGCUUUCUUUGUGUUUGACAGUGAGAAGUUAGAAGCCAGCCAGGUUCAGGACAUCCAGGGCAGCAUGCAAGCUGUGAUAAAGAAGAUUCCUUCUUUACAUUUUGAGGGAAGUGUUGGCACCAAGCUGACUGAUGAAGAGAAAGCCCUGACUGAGAAAUUCUCCUGCGAAUUCUACGGAGACUUCAUUCUUAAAAGCAACCCAGCAACAUUUAAAGAUGCAGUGCAGACCUAUGUAGAACUUCCAAAGCUACUGGGAACAAAUGGAGAGAAUUCAGUCCCAUUGAAGGUCUGGCUGAUGCCUCUGAAGAGUUUUGAUCCCAAAGCUCCUGAGCUGAAGAAGAUCAGCAUCGGACUAGUUAUCAAGGUGCAGGAAGCUCUGGAAGAUUUAAAGGAAAUAAGAAUGAGAUGCAACGAUUCUCUGGGAGACAAAGUGGGAGAGGACUUCCCACAGAUCCGAAAAGACCUAAGCACUUUCCACAAACUGUGUGGUAUUUAUAAAACCAGCCUCCAGCAAGCCAUGGCAGAGAAAAUUCCCUCCAUCCGUGAAGGAAAGGAAGAGGAGAGCUCACUGGAAGAAGUCUUUGAAGACAGGUACAAGUCACCCUUCAACCAUGAAAAACUAAACAAGUGGCUGGAAAACAAAGAGAGAGAAAUCAACAUCAUCAAGUCCUGUGUCGACACCAUGGAGGGAGUAAAGAUCGUCCUGAACCAGAACGAGCUGGACAGAGAGGUCCUUGCUUCAGGUGUAGAGGAUGUUCUGUGCUUUGUUUUCACCUCCAUGCCAAAGGGUGAUAUCUACCUUGAUGAGAUGGCUGACUUCUUGAAAUCAACCAAGUUAGGAAGUACCCAUGAAGACCCGUGGUACUACUCCGAUGAAGUUCUGGACACAAUGAGAGAAAAAGCCAAAAUGUUCCAGGGUUCUUCCAAAGGGCUGAAGAACAACAGCAAAUUCCGUUUCCUCAUAACGGCCAAAACCAAUGAAAACUACAAAGGAGCAACCAUCUACCACUACAGGAAAGGCCGGCUGGUCACUGAAGACUUUCAACGUCAAAAGCCUCCUCCUGUGGAGACCAUCACAGACAAGAGAGAUCUGAUCUGGUAUGCCUGUGAUCUCAACCUGGACCCAAACACUGCCAACAACCGUCUCACUCUGUCUGAGGGAAACAAAAAGGCAACAUAUGGAGCAUCGCAGUAUUAUCCUCCUAACCCAGAGAGGUUUGGAACACACCCACAGGUGUUGUGCAAAGAGGAGUUAUCUGGGUGCCAUUACUGGGAGGUAGAGUUGAGUACCACUACCUAUGAGUAUGUUUUUGGUGCUGUUGCAUACAAGGGAGCUGACAGACAUAGCAAAGAUCUGAGCAGGUUCGGCAAUAAUUCAGAAUCCUGGUGUUUUGGCAAAGAAUUGAAUGCAAACGCACACCUUCUUAGGGCAUUCCAUGCCAGCAGUAAGAAAAUGUGGGAAGCACCCCUUGGGGACUUCAAUAGAAUCGGGGUGUAUCUGGACUGGCCUGCUGGCACUUUGUCCUACUACGGAGUCUCCGGCCACACACUGAGUCACCUGUACACCUUUCACACCACAUUCACUGAGCCUCUUGUCCCAGGCUUCUGGGGUCAUUAUGUUUCCAACUCUGCCUACCUGUGUCCAGUUGAAUUCUAAAUUAUCUGGAUUUAUACAGCGCUCUUCCAGUCUUUACGACCCAUCAAAGCGCUUUUACAUUCACACACAUUCAUAGAGGCAGAGGCUGUCAUACACCUGCUCAUAGCCUAACGUUCACACACAUCUACACACAUCCCAAUAUAACUUAAACCUGCUACUCAAAAUUAAAAAUGCAUUCAAACCCAGAGGGACAGGUGACUUAUUUUAUUAUUGCUUUCAACAAUGUAGCUUGUAUGAGUAUGUAUUCUGGGGAGUGGUGUUCUCUGUGUUCUGGUUAGAGUUCCCAUUCAUUAACAUUGUGUUCAGUUAGUGUCUGGUGUGAAGCGGGUAAACCUGUUGAACUCCUGAGAGGUCAACAUUUCCUAACUCCUCCCACUAAGGCAAUGAUGAAGAACUCUUAGCUUCUUGGUCGCUCUAAAGUUUGAAAUGGCAACCUAACAUCCCAUUCUAACUUUAACGUGCUCCACAGAAUCAAACAUCCAUUCAAACCCAGAGGGACCAGAAACAAUGAGGAUAUCAAAAAGUGACUUGUUUUCAGUGAAUGUUGAUUUGAUCAUCUUCUCAAACUGUUUGAAGCCGAUGCUUUACGAACAGUUGAACAAUAUUUCUUCAUAGGAACUUUCUAUGGUAGUAACAUAUACUCAAGCAUUAUAUAUCCGGCACUCGCUCUGUCAAAA